AUGUGGUGUUGUGUUUGUUCCUGGUGAUGCUCUGACAGAGACAGAAGAAUUAACCCCUCACCAGGCUGCACACAUGCUUUCACUGGGUCAGGAGAACAUCUCCACCUCCCCUUCAUCCACCAAAGGACCAGUCAGUUAUGGAGAACUUAUUGUGCUGGGGUGUAAUAGCUCUCUGCCCAGCAGUGACAAGGGGAGGAGUAAAAGUCACUUUACUUUAUGUCGCAAGAAUAAAGCCAAUGGUGUGAAGCCUAGCACUGUCCACACAUCCUGCACACCUCAGGCUGCCAAGUUCCAGAUUGGCCGUUCCACUGAGACUCCCAUUGACUUUGUGGUGACAGACACAGUGCCUAAUGGGCAGGGCACUGCUGACAGUCCAGUUGUCCAUAGCACCAUAUCCCGCUUUGCCUGUCGCAUCAUCUGCCAAAGAAACCCUCCUUAUUCUGCACGAAUCUAUGCUGCAGGGUUCGACUCUUCCAAGAACAUUUUCCUUGGGGAAAAAGCAGCCAAGUGGAGGAUGCAGGAUGGUCAGAUGGACGGACUGACCACAAACGGUGUUUUAGUCAUGCAUCCUCGACAGGGCUUCAGUCAGGACUCCAGACCUGGUCUGUGGAGGGAGAUCUCAGUCUGCGGGAAUGUUUUCACUCUGAGAGAAAUCAGAUCAUCUCAGCAAAGGGGAAACAUGGUUGAUUGUGAGUCCAACGAGCUGGUGGAUGGUUCCCUGAUCGACCUGUGUGGCGCCACCUUGUUGUGGCGUACUGCUGAGGGUCUUGCCUGCACCCCUACAGUCAAACACCUGGAGGCGUUGAGGCAGGAGCUGAACGCCGGACGGCCCCAGUGCCCCGUUGGCCUAAACACUCUGGCCUUCCCCAGCCUGCGGCACAAACAUGUCCUGGAUGAAAAGCAGCCCUGGGYCUACCUUCACUGUGGCCACGUGCACGGCCACCAUGGCUGGGGGGCGCACCGUGACCCUGACGUGGGUGCAGAGUGCCAAGGCAGGGAGUGCCCCAUGUGUCGGGCCAGGGGUCCCUAUGUUCCACUGUGGUUAGGCUGUGAGCCAGGCUUCUACGUAGAUUCUGAGCCCCCCACCCACGCCUUUGUCCCCUGUGGCCACGUCUGCUCAGAGAAGACAACAAUGUACUGGAGCCAGAUCCCACUGCCACAUGGAACUCAUGCUUUUCAUGCCGCCUGCCCGUUCUGCAUCCAGCCUCUGAACGGAGAGAGGGGCUACGUCAGGCUCAUCUUCCAAAGCCCACUGGACUAGAAACCACUCUCACUCUUUUUUAACCAGUAACCAACAGUGUGGAGUCUGAGUGAUUUUAAUCGAUUCAAAGAAGCACAUUUAUCAGGUUGUUUUCUGUUUCUUUAUGAAUAUUAUAAAUGUCUCAGACAGUGUCGUCCUCAGGACGUGACUUUCUUUUCUGGAUGCAGCUGCAGAAAAAGUCUAGGAAAACUGUAAUAAUGUUAAAUUUGUUUCACACUCUUAUUUAUAAACCUGUUCAGUGCUGUUUUAAAAGCUUUUCUGAAUUUAACAGUGGUACCAAAUCUCUAGUGUUUCCCUGAAACACUAAGAUGGUCAUUUGUUUCUCAGUCAUUAAAGGCCAAAUGCUGGUCUGGAAGCUUUUCUCCUUGGUAAAAACACUGGAUUAAAAAAACACAAGUAAAAAACAAAUCUCUGGGAUAUUUUGUUUUGAAACUUUGAAUUCAGGUGGUCUUUUUUUCUAAUUACCUUGAGACAUUAAUUUGUAUUUUGUGACCUAUAUGAUACAUUUGGGAAACUUAAUUCAAUGAAACAAGGCUCAGAAAAGUGUAUUUUACUCUUUUUCUACAAAACAUGCCAUCUACAUUGUACAUUGUGAUAGCCUUAAUCAUUUAAAAGCACGAUAAAAAUGUACCAAACAGUUCAGGACCUGAACAUUGGGAUCUGAGCUGAGUGUUUGAGCUGCUUUCCUCCACCACCAUGUGGCUGUGAAUUAAAAACAUUUGUGUUUUCUUCAGGUAAAUAACUUGAAAUUAUUCUUCAUACCAUCAUUUUCAUUUUGUUUUUCUGUUAACAAAUUGAAACAAAUCAAGUCAUCAAAUAAAUAUCUUUAUUUUGGAUAAAAAACAUCAUUCCACAAAUUUCAGUCUCCAUUACUUUGCAUUCUGUUUGUUGUUCGUAGUUUAUUUCAUGUGUUUCUGCACUUUGUUUUUGUACAAUUAAAAGCAAUAAAAACACUUUGUGUCACUGGAAGGAAA
This is a messenger RNA of Austrofundulus limnaeus, 2235 nucleotides long. Its product is annotated as E3 ubiquitin-protein ligase pellino homolog 1. Gene Ontology annotation, molecular function: ubiquitin protein ligase activity; protein binding. The record is from RefSeq and is a predicted model, not a curated record. Gene Ontology annotation, biological process: regulation of Toll signaling pathway; protein K48-linked ubiquitination. Lineage: Eukaryota; Metazoa; Chordata; Actinopteri; Cyprinodontiformes; Rivulidae.